Protobothrops mucrosquamatus (brown spotted pit viper) is the source of this 1926-nucleotide messenger RNA. RefSeq names its product radixin (gene RDX). Bases 66 to 1790 code for a protein of 574 amino acids. Gene Ontology annotation, molecular function: cell adhesion molecule binding; actin binding. Lineage: Eukaryota; Metazoa; Chordata; Lepidosauria; Squamata; Viperidae. Gene Ontology annotation, cellular component: apical part of cell; adherens junction; plasma membrane. The record is from RefSeq and is a predicted model, not a curated record. The transcript has 12 exons. Gene Ontology annotation, biological process: regulation of organelle assembly; positive regulation of early endosome to late endosome transport; regulation of cell shape.
UAGUAAAAUGUUGUAUUUAUAUUACGUAUUAUUGUUCUGUGCAGAUUAAUGUAAGGGUUACCACUAUGGAUGCAGAGCUAGAGUUUGCCAUUCAACCGAACACAACAGGGAAACAGCUUUUUGAUCAGGUAGUAAAAACAGUUGGCCUACGAGAAGUCUGGUUUUUUGGAUUGCAGUACGUGGACAGCAAAGGGUACUCAACUUGGUUGAAAUUAAACAAAAAGGUAACACAGCAGGAUGUAAGGAAAGAAAAUCCAUUUCAGUUCAAAUUCAGGGCAAAGUUUUUUCCUGAGGAUGUUUCUGAAGAAUUGAUUCAAGAAAUAACUCAGAGACUCUUUUUUCUGCAAAUCAAAGAAGCCAUCUUGAAUGAUGAAAUCUAUUGUCCACCUGAAACUGCAGUUCUACUGGCUUCUUAUGCUGUUCAAGCAAAAUAUGCUGAUUACAAUAAGGAAAUACAUAAGCUAGGAUAUUUGGCCAAUGACAGACUUUUACCUCAGCGUGUUUUGGAACAACAUAAACUGACAAAAGAGCAGUGGGAAGAAAGAAUACAAAAUUGGCAUGAAGAACACAGAGGGAUGUUAAGGGAAGACUCUAUGAUGGAAUACCUCAAAAUUGCACAAGAUUUGGAAAUGUAUGGAGUCAACUAUUUUGAAAUUAAAAACAAAAAAGGAACUGAGUUAUGGCUUGGUGUUGACGCUUUGGGUUUGAAUAUUUAUGAACAUGAUGACAAGUUGACUCCGAAGAUAGGUUUUCCUUGGAGUGAGAUAAGAAAUAUAUCAUUUAAUGACAAAAAGUUUGUGAUAAAGCCCAUUGACAAAAAGGCCCCUGAUUUUGUGUUUUAUGCACCCCGUCUGAGAAUUAAUAAGCGGAUAUUGGCACUAUGCAUGGGAAACCAUGAGCUAUACAUGAGAAGGAGAAAACCAGAUACAAUUGAAGUGCAACAGAUGAAGGCCCAAGCUAGAGAAGAAAAACAUCAAAAACAAUUGGAGAGGGCCCAACUAGAGAAUGAAAAAAAGAAAAGGGAAAUAGCUGAAAAAGAAAAGGAAAGAAUAGAGCGUGAAAAAGAUGAAUUGAUAGAACGACUAAGACAGAUCGAAGAACAGACAAUGAAGGCCCAAAAAGAACUGGAAGAGCAAACAAGAAGAGCUCUAGAGCUAGAUCAGGAACGAAAAAAAUCAAAAGAGGAAGCAGAGCGCUUGGAAAAAGAACGAAGAGCUGCUGAAGAGGCAAAAGCUGCUCUAGCCAAGCAGGCAGCAGAUCAGAUGAAGAAUCAGGAACAACUAGCAGCAGAACUUGCUGAAUUUACUGCAAAGAUUGCACUUUUGGAAGAAGCCAAGAAAAAAAAGGAAGAAGAAGCUUCAGAAUGGCAACAUAAAGCUUUUGCAGCUCAAGAAGAUCUGGAAAAGACCAAAGAAGAACUGAAAACUGUAAUGUCAGCUCCGCCCCCCCCUCCACCCCCACCCCCACCAGUAAUUCCUCCCACAGAUAAUGAACAUGAUGAACAAGAUGAGAAUAAUGCUGAAGCAAGUGCUGAACUGGCUUCUGAAGGUAUUAUGAACCAUAGAAGUGAGGAAGAACGUAUCACAGAAACCCAGAAGAAUGAACGAGUAAAGAAACAACUUCAGGCUCUCAGUUCUGAAUUGGCCCAAGCCAGAGAUGAAACUAAGAAAACCCAGAAUGAUGUACUUCAUGCUGAAAAUGUUAAAGCAGGCCGUGAUAAAUACAAGACUCUUCGACAGAUACGGCAAGGCAAUACAAAGCAGCGGAUUGAUGAGUUUGAAGCAAUGUGAGAGCCAUUUCUUUGCAUGUCUGUUCUCCAUUAAAGUUGAACCACCAGCAGAGAAAUAUAGGCCUUUCCACAGAUGAAAGGAUCACACCUCACCUUGCCAAAGCACUUAUACCAGUUUGUGAUUAAAACAUAUUUCC